Porites evermanni is the source of this 4172-nucleotide messenger RNA. Lineage: Eukaryota; Metazoa; Cnidaria; Anthozoa; Scleractinia; Poritidae. The record is from the annotation of a GenBank genome assembly.
CAAUAUCAACAACAACCUGUGCAGACUCAGCUCAGUGCAACAGCAACACAACAGUCUUUAUCAAACUAUGUUUAUGAUCCAUCAACUGGCUAUUACUUUGACUCAGCUACUGGCUUAUAUUACGAUGCAAAUACCCAGGUAUGUGAACAGUAAAACUGACUCUUUUGCAAAGGUUUGCUUAUGAAUAAAACAUUAUUUUCUGUGUCAGUUUCUGGGGAUUAUGAUGUAUUAUGUGUUAAAAAUUCUUAAGUGACGAGGUUGUCCUUAAUCCUUGUAAUCUUAAAAUUUGUCUGAUGCAAGAAAGAAUGUUAACUUAGGUUAGUUUAUUGAUAUUAAAAUUGGAACUGGAAUUUAAUGAAAUUAAGAUGUGUGUUAUUACCAACUGGAUUUGUUUUUGUUGUUUUGCGUUCAAGGGUUAAACCCUUCUCAAGAUCCUGUCUGUUGUGUUUUUAUGUUUUGAUUAAUUUGGAUUUUUAUUUGUCAUCAUUUGAGUGGGGUGCUUUUAAACCAGCUGGAUUAGGUACAGUGUAAAUGUUAAACAAAUCGACAAAAAGAUUUCCAUGGUCUGUACUCUCGUUGACCAUAGAAAUGGCAUCAAAACCCAAACUCAUAUGGAACCACAAGCCACAGGCGAGUGGUUUCACUGCAAAGUUUUGAACGUUUUGAUGUCAUGUUGUUGAUUUGUUUUUUACAGUAACAUUGACAGAUUUGACAUCCAUUUCCAUUGAGAGAAAAGUAAAUUGCACCACCAUCACGUCAUUUACAUGAUCUGUACUCUUAUGGAACAUACCGGUAGCCCUCGACCAAUCAGUGCACGAAAAAUCGCUCAGUUAUUGUAAAAACGUCUUUUUUUUCCCACAAACUAUCCAUAAUAUUUACAUUGCUUUUACAGUAUUACUAUAACAGUACUACAGGUCAGUUUCUCUAUUGGAAUGCAGAGACACAGCAGUACAUUCCAGUGGCAGCUGAUGGGUGAGUGAAGCUUUGUUUAGACAUGUUAAUUUCAAGAUAAUUUCCAGAUUCAUUCAAGUAAACUGUCAAGUAUGCCUCAGGUUUCAGAAGUGCAGUUAAAGGAGAUAAUCAGCCAGCAAGCAAUAGUGUGUUUGUUUUCCUUCUUAUUUUGAAAACUUAGUUGAAGAGUAAUGAGUGGAGGGAAAUCAAUAUAAUUAUUGAUCUUACCAUGGAGAUAUCCAAAGUUAUGCCAUUUAGAGUUGUGAGGCCUUUUUUGCAACAUUUUGUCCUGGCUUUACAUGUACUGCAUAGAGUGUAAGGUUAAUUUACUAAAAUCAUGAUAUUGACCUAAUUUCAAAGACUUGUUGCCAUUUUUUUUCAAGAGUUUUUCAAAAGUACGACUAAUAAUUAAUUAAUUUCAAUUCCUCAUGACCUGAAGGAAAUGGAUUAGGCUAGCAAUUGCACAAAAGACAGUGACUCAACUUUUCCAGUGAACUUCCAAAUCACACCAAUAUUAUUAUUGUACAUACACAUAUACACAGUUGAUGACGUCUUAGUAGUGUAUAAUAUUCUAUUUUAAAUUAUUUACUAUUUUUAGGACUUUAGCCCAUUCCACGUCAUCAAACUCCACACCAGCUGAAAACGCUGCAAACAGUGAUCCAACAACAAAAGGUACUGUAUGUAUGUUUGUUUAUGGUGGCAGUGUAACUUAUCUCAUAUGACUACAGUGUAAGUUUCAGUGUUAUUUAACAGGCGUAUUUCAUUUUGCAGAAAAACAGAAGAAAGCAAAGUCGCUACAAGCAAAAAAGGUUCGUGUGUUUAAACGAGUCUGUAAUUUCAAAAAACUAUUUUGUAUUGGCAACAACAUUUCACAAGGAUGGUAACACCAUAGGAUUCCAUUCAAAUUCCAGUCAUUUAGGGUUCUUUUUUCAUACAAGCACAGAUAAUAUAAAACAAAAGACACAAAGCACCAAACAAUACAAUCCUAUUGAGAGUUUUAUACAGUGGAAGCUCAGAUCUUAAAGGACACUCUUGUAUGCUGACAGCUCUAAUUAGGGCCUCCUUCACAAAACCCCAAUUCAACUCCCAUACAAAUCCUGUAUUUUUACAUUCCCAUAUGUGGCCAUGGACACUUGCGGGGUUUACGAGAUAGAUUUCCGCUUUGUUUUUAAGAUCCCAUAAGCAGAAAUAAAAUCUUAUUUGCCUCUUAAUAUAUCAACUUCAUAUCACUGUUCGUACAGUGUACAUCAGUUGCAACGUUUGCUUUUUCUUUUCACAUUCCCUUCACAUACCACUGGAAUUUUAUGCUUGUGGCUGAAUUACAGCAUUGUCAAUUGGAAACAACAGUAUGCCCGGCAUAUACCCAAACACUAACAAACCGUUAAAAAAUUUAUUUAUUUUUGCAUUUCUAAUGAUUAUUUGUAGUUGGGCAAGCUGUCCAGUGACCACUUAGAGAACCAUUCUCAUAAGCAGCCAGCUCCAGUAACGGAUACCUUUUUCACGCCCCUAGGGUGUCCCCUUGUAAGAGCCUCCACUGUAGUUCCUGUUAUUUGACUUAUUUGUGGGUUUUGGUUUGCAUUAUGAUAAUCUGUGCUGGUACGUGCAAAAUGUACGAAGAAUUAAAAGGUUGCAAGACAUUCUGUGUCUGACUCUUAUACUAAAAGGGCCAGACUCAAAGAAAUUGAACUGUAAGUUUAAAAUUAGCCUGCAAACACAGAUUUCAUUGUCUCUUUUCCCACCCGAGAAGUGACAGUGAAAAAUACCUCUGCAUUUGCAGGCUAGUUUAAACUGAACUUGACAUUGUUUUCUUAAGAUUGCAAAAGACAUGGAAAGAUGGGCCAAGUCUGUGAAUGCUGCCAAGACUCAGAGUGAUGAUGUUAAAAAAGGGACAACUACUUCAUCACCAUCUGAACAAAUGAAAAGUGUUGAUACAGAUAUCUUCAAAGUGGUAAGAUACAGUUUCCUCUUUAGGCAAAGAACAUGUUCUUUUACUUAGAAAUUCUCUUUCAAAAAUUAAUUUUGUCUUGUUUUGUUUAAUUUUUCAGCCAUUUGGAGUACCCCCCAAAUCAUCAUCAACAUCACUCACAAUCGCCAAGAGCAUUGCAGCUGGAUUUACUCAAGAAAUUAGUGAUAAUGUAGCAGCGUCUAGUCCUCUUGCAGCUCUUAGUAUGAAACAGGAGACCAAGAUUACAGGUAAAACUAGUAAUAACGAUGUAAAUCUUGGAACAGGGCUCUGUAAUAAGAGACAAGUUAAAGCAGUGUUUCUUGACUGAAGCCAAUCUCGCAGAAACUGUUUGAUCUCACCUGGAGAAAACCCCUCAAACAUACGCCUGCAUGGACAAAAAAAAAAAUGGGAUUAUGUUUCUCAGAGUUGUUUAUAUCCAUGGAAUAUUCCUGAAACGUGUUCUUUUUUUUUGUUCAGAUCCUACAAGAGGUGGAAUAGUAGCUGAAUAUGGUGAAGAUGAUUCCGAUCCAGAAGAGGACCUCAAUGACAAAUUUACUGACUUGAGUAUCAUGGCCUGUUUAUUGUGUAAACGACAGUUUCCUAAUAAGGAAGCUCUAGAAAGGCAUCAGAAAUUAUCCGAUUUACACAAGGUAAUUAAUUAAUGAAGGUGUGGUUAACUCUUCAGUAUACUCCGUGUUUGCUGUGCAGUNCAGCCAUUUGGAGUACCCCCCAAAUCAUCAUCAACAUCACUCACAAUCGCCAAGAGCAUUGCAGCUGGAUUUACUCAAGAAAUUAGUGAUAAUGUAGCAGCGUCUAGUCCUCUUGCAGCUCUUAGUAUGAAACAGGAGACCAAGAUUACAGGUAAAACUAGUAAUAACGAUGUAAAUCUUGGAACAGGGCUCUGUAAUAAGAGACAAGUUAAAGCAGUGUUUCUUGACUGAAGCCAAUCUCGCAGAAACUGUUUGAUCUCACCUGGAGAAAACCCCUCAAACAUACGCCUGCAUGGACAAAAAAAAAAAAUGGGAUUAUGUUUCUCAGAGUUGUUUAUAUCCAUGGAAUAUUCCUGAAACGUGUUCUUUUUUUUUGUUCAGAUCCUACAAGAGGUGGAAUAGUAGCUGAAUAUGGUGAAGAUGAUUCCGAUCCAGAAGAGGACCUCAAUGACAAAUUUACUGACUUGAGUAUCAUGGCCUGUUUAUUGUGUAAACGACAGUUUCCUAAUAAGGAAGCUCUAGAAAGGCAUCAGAAAUUAUCCGAUUUACACAAGGUAAUUAAUUAA